CGAUAAUUAAAAAUGAAAAGUAGGGAAGAUUCAGUUUCUAUAAGGAGUGAUGAAUAAUCACUAGAUUUGGAUUGUAGAAUAAUGCAACCAAAGUUUAAAUAGCAAGAUUAUGAUACUUAUUAAACAGAAACCAGUACAUCUGUAUAUAAAAGAAUAAUGGAGAUUAAGUGUAGUUCAAGUGAGUAUAAAUUUAAGACAGAUCAUGAAACUAUUUAAUCAAUGAAUAAAUAUAGAUGUAAUAGGAAGUUAAGUGAUUGUUAAUAAUUUGGAUUAAAUGAAGAAUAGACAGGAAAUGAGUAAUGUGUUAAUUAAAAUUUCAAUAUUGUAUUGGAAAAGGAAAAGAAAAGAAAGAAAAAAAAUAAAAAUGGAUCAUUAUAUUCUGUAAAAAGUUAAUCAUAAUCUCCAAUUAUGAAUAAUAAGAAUUAAUAAAUCUAAUUAUUAGAAACAUAAUCUAAAAAGUCUCAACGAUCAAUAAAUAAAAGUUCAACAUUUAAUAAAUCAAGAAAAGGAAUGAGUAAUUCUCAAGAAAAGAAGAUUGGUUUAACCUUAGACUAUUAGCCAAUAAGAAUAGUAUAGAGAUCUAAUUAUUUGGCCAAUUAAUUUGAUUAAUUUAAGGAUCCAAUCUAAGAAAAGUUAAGUAUAAAUUAGUUGAAUAGAUAUUCUUUAAAUGAAAGUAAAUUAGGAUAGUCGUAUAGGGGUACAAAUAAUUUCUUAUUGAUGACAUAGUAACCGAAAAGUAUAUUAAAGAGUAAAUCAGUUUGUAGUGAAAGUAGUAAUGGAGAUAAUAGUAGUAGAUAUAAAUCAAUAAAAUCAUCAAUUUUUAAAAAAGUUACAUUUGAGUCAAUUAAAGGUUAAAAUAUGAAAUAAUCUCUAAAGAAUUUAUAAUAAUAAUAAUAAAAAUUGGUAAUAAUAUAAUGA
Messenger RNA from Paramecium sonneborni, 918 nucleotides. The record is from the annotation of a GenBank genome assembly. NCBI's taxonomy places the organism in Eukaryota, Ciliophora, Oligohymenophorea, Peniculida, Parameciidae.